AUGUCCGAUAGUCUGGAUAUUGAAGAGAAACCUCCAGCCCCACCGUUGAGAAUGAACAGCAACAAUCGUGAUUCUUCAGCACUAAACCACAGCUCAAAACCACUUCCCAUGGCCCCUGAGGAGAAAAACAAGAAAGCCAGGCUCCGCUCCAUCUUUCCUGGAGGAGGGGAUAAAACCAACAAGAAGAAAGAGAAAGAACGUCCUGAGAUCUCUCUUCCUUCAGACUUUGAACACACCAUCCAUGUGGGAUUUGAUGCCGUCACCGGAGAAUUCACACCAGAUCUCUAUGGCUCACAGAUGUGCCCAGGGAAGCUCCCAGAGGGCAUUCCAGAGCAGUGGGCUAGGCUACUACAGACCUCCAACAUAACAAAAUUGGAGCAGAAGAAGAACCCACAAGCAGUUCUAGAUGUUCUCAAAUUUUACGAUUCCAAAGAAACAGUUAACAACCAGAAAUAUAUGAGCUUUACGUCAGGAGAUAAAAGCGCCCAUGGAUACAUUGAAGCCCAUCCUUCGAGCACAAAAACAGCAUCAGAACCUCCUCUGGCUCCAUCUGUGUCUGAAGAAGAGGAUGAGGACGAUGAAGAGGAGGAAGAUGACAAUGAACCUCCACCUGUUAUUGCACCACGGCCUGAGCACACAAAAUCAAUCUACACACGCUCUGUAAUUGAACCUGCCGCUGCACCAGCACCAGCUAAGGAAGCCACCACACCCCAGCCUGAAAACUCAAACACAAACACUCUGUACAGAAACACAGACCGGCAGCGAAAAAAGUCCAAGAUGACAGAUGAGGAGAUCCUAGAGAAACUGAGGAGCAUUGUGAGCGUGGGAGAUCCUAAGAAGAAAUACACUCGAUUUGAAAAAAUUGGCCAAGGGGCUUCAGGAACCGUUUAUACAGCAAUUGACAUUGCCACAGGACAGGAGGUGGCCAUAAAGCAAAUGAAUCUCCAGCAGCAGCCCAAAAAGGAACUAAUUAUCAAUGAAAUCCUGGUCAUGAGGGAAAAUAAGAAUCCCAAUAUUGUUAACUAUUUAGACAGCUACCUUGUUGGUGAUGAACUGUGGGUGGUUAUGGAGUACUUGGCUGGAGGCUCUUUAACCGACGUUGUGACCGAGACUUGCAUGGAUGAAGGACAGAUAGCUGCUGUCUGUCGCGAGUGCCUGCAAGCACUGGAUUUUCUCCAUUCUAACCAAGUAAUUCAUAGAGACAUCAAAAGUGACAAUAUUCUGCUUGGGAUGGAUGGAUCUGUCAAAUUGACUGAUUUUGGCUUCUGUGCUCAGAUCACCCCUGAGCAGAGUAAACGGAGCACAAUGGUGGGAACUCCAUACUGGAUGGCACCAGAAGUUGUAACAAGAAAAGCAUAUGGUCCCAAGGUAGACAUUUGGUCCCUUGGGAUCAUGGCAAUAGAAAUGGUGGAAGGAGAGCCUCCUUACCUUAAUGAAAAUCCUCUCAGGGCGCUGUAUCUGAUAGCUACAAAUGGGACACCAGAGCUGCAGAACCCUGAGCGACUGUCUGCUGUGUUUCGAGACUUUCUCAACUGCUGCCUGGAGAUGGAUGUGGACAGGCGAGGGUCUGCCAAGGAGCUUCUGCAGCAUCCAUUUUUAAAAUUAGCCAAGCCACUCUCCAGCCUCACUCCUCUGAUUAUUGCAGCGAAGGAAGCAAUUAAGAACAGCAGCCGCUAGGACUUCGGGUCGGCUUUGUGCCCUGCCAGCUCAGAGCAGAACUGAGAACACAGACUCUAUAAAACCUCAACUCUCGUGCUGCGGGACAGAUGGAUGGAUGAACAAACCAACAGUCACAGUCAUGGUAGUAGGACCACCCCAGUUCCUCAAGGAGUAAAAAGUUA
Messenger RNA from Acanthisitta chloris (rifleman), 1841 nucleotides. It is a transcript of the gene PAK3, whose product is annotated as p21 protein (Cdc42/Rac)-activated kinase 3. The coding region runs from base 1 to 1677 and encodes 558 amino acids. The transcript has 15 exons. NCBI's taxonomy places the organism in Eukaryota, Metazoa, Chordata, Aves, Passeriformes, Acanthisittidae. Gene Ontology annotation, molecular function: ATP binding; protein serine/threonine kinase activity. Gene Ontology annotation, biological process: regulation of MAPK cascade; protein phosphorylation; regulation of axonogenesis. The record is from RefSeq and is a predicted model, not a curated record. Gene Ontology annotation, cellular component: cytoplasm.